This is a messenger RNA of Etheostoma spectabile (orangethroat darter), 781 nucleotides long. RefSeq names its product gastrula zinc finger protein XlCGF7.1-like. The coding region runs from base 14 to 697 and encodes 227 amino acids. Gene Ontology annotation, biological process: regulation of transcription by RNA polymerase II. Gene Ontology annotation, molecular function: RNA polymerase II cis-regulatory region sequence-specific DNA binding; DNA-binding transcription factor activity, RNA polymerase II-specific. The transcript is spliced from 2 exons. The record is from RefSeq and is a predicted model, not a curated record. Lineage: Eukaryota; Metazoa; Chordata; Actinopteri; Perciformes; Percidae.
GGAGGAGGGCAAGAUGAAAGGUGUCAGGGAGGCCUCGGGAGACUCAGAGGAGCGAGGGAGCAAGAGGAAGAAGGAGGAGAAACGGAGAGAAAGAGCUGACAGCGGACAUCACCGCUGUCACCACUGUGACAGAACCUUCACAAAAUUAGAAUAUUUAAAGAUUCAUCAUACAGUUUACAAUGUAGAGAAGCCUUACAGAUGUGAUCAGUGUGGGGCAGCUUUCACAAUACAGAGCACCCUAAAAAGCCAUCAACGCAUUCACACUGGAGAGAAGCCGUACAGCUGUAAACAAUGUGGGAAAACGUUUUCUCAGAGUAGUAGCCUUAAAACUCACCAGCGCAUUCACACUGGAGAGAAGCCGUACAGCUGUGAACAAUGUGGGAAAGCGUUUUCUUCGAGGGGUAACUUUAAAAAACACCAACUUAUUCACACUGGAGAGAAGCCGUACAGCUGUGAACAAUGUGGGGAAACGUUUUCUCGUGGUGAUAACCUUAAAACUCACCAGCGCAUUCACACUGGAGAGAAGCCGUACUCGUGUGAUCAGUGUGGGAAAACGUUUUCUUAUAGUGGUGGCCUUAAUUCUCACCAGCACAUUCACACUGGAGAGAAGCCGUACAGCUGUGAACAAUGUGGGAAAACCUUUUCUCAGAGAGGUCACCUUAAAAAACACCAGCUCAUUCACACUGCCUCGUUGUGAACAUGUUUCAGAGCCAAGCUGUUUCCUCCUCCUCAUGCCCUGAUAGCUGUGUUGUUAUAUUCUGAUCUUCUCUCCACAUUGAAG